Messenger RNA from Cinara cedri, 4913 nucleotides. The record is from the annotation of a GenBank genome assembly. NCBI's taxonomy places the organism in Eukaryota, Metazoa, Arthropoda, Insecta, Hemiptera, Aphididae.
AGGAAUUAUUCCAUAUUUUUAGUAAUUUUUAGAGAUUUUUUUAUGUUUUUAAGAAAAUAAUUUCAUAGGAUAAUAAUUGGGAGGAUAAUAAUAAAGAAUAAUAAUGAUGAUAAUAAAAUAUUGAAAAUAUUUAUUAUUGACAUAAAAAAAUCAAUUAUAUAUUUUUAUUCAUAUUUGAUUAUUUAUAUCGCUAAAAUGUUAAACAUGUCUAACAAUAAUAAUAUAUCGACAUUGAUUUCUAUUAAUGAAGAAUUGGGUGACAAUUUUGAUAAUUUAAUUGAGAGAUGUCAAGCAUACAGAGGAACUCUGCUGAAAAGAAAGCAUGAUAUUACAGAAAAGGUAUUUAUACUGAAUUCAUUUUAUUUGAUUGAUUUUAAGUUAUGAAUUUGAAGGAUAAUUGAUUAGUUACUACUUAAAAUUGUUUCUUAGAUUAAAUCAAAAUUAAAUCAGGAAAACUCCGAUGGUAUGUAUAAUAUUUUAAGUAAAGUACGUGCUGAGCGACUGGAAAUUACUUCACUGAGAAAAGAAGUUGAUGAGAUUAAGCUAAAGCAUUCCAAAUUUAAACUGGAAAUUGAAAGUUUUAGGAGUAUAUUUAAAAGUUUAAUAGUAGAUUUAAAUUUCAAAUGUACUAAAUUGGUUUAUUUGGCAUGUCUUCAAAGUGUUAUAUCCAAGAGGUAUUAUUAUUUUAAUAGUUAUAUAAUGUAGAAUGAUUAUUAAUUUGAUUUAAUUUAAUAAUUUUUAGUAAUGAAUUAAAAAUAAAUUUAAAAAAUCGGCAUGAAAAUGAAGCAGUUACAUCUUAUAAGGUAUUGUGCAAACUCAGUUUUGUGAUGAAUGCAUCUCCAUGUAAACAUUUGGUUUCCUACAUAAAAAGAGUAGUUUACUUUUGGCAUUGUGUUCUUGAACGAUAUUAUUUAGAGUAAGUAUCAUUAAACUUUUAUCAUAAUAAGAUAUUUAAUGUUUUUGUUUUAUAGAGACUUUGAAAUUAUUUUGAAUCAAAUUAACUGGCCAUUUAUGGUGUCCAAUUCUUCUAAAGUAAAACUAGAUGAUUAUAAACAGAAUUUUCAACAUUUAGCUUCAAUGUUAAUACAGGUCCAACUACCGUAUCCUUUUAUAAGAAAUAAAUUUAUUAUAAUAAAAUAGAUAUCAUUUAUGGAAAACCUAGUAACUAUUGAUAUUAGUAAAAUAUCCAAAUAAUUUUUUUUAAGUUUUUUAUUGUAUUAUGUAAUGUUACUAGGUUUAGGUAUAAUAAUGGUUGGUUAUGUUUGGUUUGAGAUCCAUUAAAACUAAUUUUUACUGUAUGUCUAGUAAAUAUAAUUUAUCAUUUUGUUUUUUCUCAAAACUAGAUGUUAAAAAGGAAUUCAGCCGUAUAAUGGAUUUUUUGUGAAAAUUUCUGUUUAUAUUAUUAUAACAAUGCAUUCUUUUGAUAAAAGAAGGAACCACUUUUAAAUUUAUUUAAAAUUGGAUUGGAAUAUUUUUAGCUGAUAAUUUGCCAUCAUAUUUCUCUAGAAUGUUGUUUUUUUUUACUUGCUGUUUAUUCUAAAGUCAUCAGUAGAGCCUGGAUUUAAAUAGGCUAAAAACUAAUUCAAAAUUUUUAAAAAACUGUUCCAAAAAUGAAAAAUAAAAAUUGUCUUUAGUUAUUUGUUUGAGUAAGUCGAUGAACUACAGCCUUAACAAAUACUUAUUGAAAUUAUAAAUAUAAUGAGUGACAAAAUUGUUUGUAUAAUAGUAUUGUAAUAAUACUGUAUUGAAAACUAACUAAAAUCUAUUAAAACAAAUUUCAUGAUAACAAAAUUUCUCGGGUUGAUAUUUUGAGGAACCAAAAUUUAAACUAUUAUUUGGUAUAAUAUAUAAAUUAAAAUUGCUCUUAAAACUAACAAAAUUACUGUAAAAUGCUAAAAAUGAUAAAUGCAAUAAAAAAAAAAUCAUUAUCUUAAAUCACCAUCAAAAAAAAAAAAAUGCAUUUUUUUUAUUUAAAUCUGGGCCUUAUGCAUAAGUCUUUACAUUAAAUGCUUUGGUUUCUUGAUAUUUUAUUCUUGAUAGUCUCUUUUCUUCCUUUCAUUUAUUAAAUAUUGAACUUUUCUUUUUUAAUAUGUUAGGUUUUUUGGUGAAUUAUUCUUUUAUAUAUUUUUAAAUUUAUGUUGUUAAUGAUCUUCAUAUACCAGUUGUAAUUGCCAUUAGGUGAUAAUUGAUCUAAAUAAAUAAAUUUAAAAUGUCCUUAACUCAUAGGAACUAUUAGUGAAAAUGAUUGUUUUGAUUUGAAUAAAUCAUCAACAUCUGAAUUAAUGGAUCAUUUUUCACAUAUUAGUUUACCAAUUGCUAUGUUAAUAGUACCUUUCCGAAAACGAUUUUUUUACCACUUUACUGGCAAAAAACAGACCAAUAAGCUGGAUAAACCAGAAUGGUUUUUAUCUAGAGUAUUGAAUUGGAUUAAAGAAUACAGAAAUUUUGUGGUUGACUGGAUGGGUCCAGUUUACAAAGAAAAUAACCUAAGGCCAAUUGAUUCACAAGUAUUUUCAUGCAUUUUAAUCAUAUAUUUGUUUUUAAAUUUAAUUUUUACUAUUCUUUGUUUUUACAGCAUGAAUUUAUUAUUGGCUUAAUGCAAUCAGUUGUAGUAAAACUCGAAUCUGAUUUAUCAUUUUUUCAACUGGAAGAUUCAAUAUUUUCUCAUAUUAUUGAUGAAACAUUAGCAUUUGAACAAGAAUUACAUAAAGUGUAUGGCUAUCCAAGUGAUUAUCCUAGUGUAACAGAAGUUUUAACUCAGGCACCAAUAUUUUUUAAGUGGAUUAACAUGGAACGAAAAUGUAAUAAAUAAUAAUAAUUAUUUGCAUUAAAUAUAUUUUAAUAUUUUAAUUUAAUUUAAGAUGCUAUUAACAAACUAAAUGCAAUUUUAAGCAAUGAAGAAAACCAAUGGGAUAUUUUAGUAAAAGAUCAUCAGUAUAUUGUAACAUUAGGAGCUGAUAGUUUUUUAACAUUAUUAAACACAAUGUCUGAUCGUUAUAAUUUAUUACGCCAACCUAGACACAAGUAAGAAUAUAGAUAUUUCUUUUUAGUAUUAACAAAUUUCUUUGUUAAAUAAAUUAUAUAUUUUUAAUAUUUUUCAAAUCUUUAACCUUUGCAAAAAAACAAAAUUUAUUUUUGAUGUAUUAAUGAUUAUUUUUAUUGUGUUUGAAGAUUACAGUUUUUAAAAUUGCAAAUUGAUCUUUUAGAAGAAUUCAAACAAAAAAUUGUCCAAUUAUUUACUGAGAAUAAAGAAUCAAGUGAAUAUUUACAAGAAAUGUUAUGUACAAUGCAUUAUGUGAGAUACACUCUUUUGAAUUGGGGAACCAAUAUGGUACAUAUAUUAUUAUAAUAAUAAUAAGAAUAACUUCUUCCUCUCACUACUUGAGGUGGUACUUUGUAGUCUUCUACCUUCAUGGUAUCUAACUUAUUAGUACUUAUUUUUUUUUUUUAAUAAUUAUUUAAAAACAAUUGUUUGUGAAAUUGUUGACAAACUAAUAUUAAAACAAAUUAAUUAUCACAUACAAGUUUAAGACUUUGAUAACAACAUUAAUUAAUUUAAAUUAAUUAUCAAACUACUUACCUACUUAACUAUCUACUUAGUCAGAACUACUUAAUAAAAAAAAAAAAACAUUUAAUAAUUUUAAAUUUAACUAUGAAUUUGAAUAAUUAAUUUUUUUUUUUUUUUAAAAAAAGAGUCAAUUUAUGCAUGUAUUUUAAAUGUUACUUUCUAAUCAUUAUAUUGAUAAUGAAGCCACAAUAUGUACAUGGUUUUUAUACAAAAGUGAUUAAAAACAAUGUUAAAUUUCGUUUCAGCAUUUUUUAUCUUUGUUAAAUUAUAAAUGUGAAUUACAAAAUGAAUAUAAGAGUCCAACAGAAUUAUUAGAAACAACAGAAACAGUAUUUGAUGAUACUAUUAAAUCAUACGACUUAGAAAUAAAUAUUUUAUUGAAUUAUUUGUGUGAUGAUAUUAUGAAUAAAAUAAAAAGACACGGAAAACAGUACAAAAAGGAUAAGUUAGUAUAAUAUUGAAUUUUAUAUAUUUAGGAUACAAAAAGUUGUCUCUUUAUUUAUCACCUUAGUGUCUAAUAGUUUCAAUACAAUUAUAGAUUAAAAACUAAACUAAUUUUUGUUUUGUCAUAUAAAUAUUUUUACUAAUAAAAUUAAAAUUUCAUUUUUAGUUGGCACAUAAUGAGUGAGUUAACAGACACAAAUAGAUACAUUAUUACAGACAGUGGUUGGUUAAUGUAUGAAACAUUUACAGAAAGUUUGAAUACAUUAAACAGAAAUCUCCCUAUUUCUUUAUUUAAUAAACUUUGGCCAGUAAUAACUGAUAAGUUUGCAACGGUUAGUGGAAUUCAUAUUUACAAAUACAUAUUUUUUUAGAUUUUAUGUAAGAUAGUAUAAGUUAUAAUCUAGUUAUUUUAUUAAAUUUUUCAGUAUAUUUAUAAUGAUAUUCUUCUGGCAAACAUAUUUAAUAAUGGUGGAGCUCAACAUUUAUACUUGGAUAUAAAAUAUAAAAUUAUUCCAAUUAUUUCAAAAUAUACAGUUAAUCCAAAUAUUUAUAUUCAGCGGUAACAAUAAUUUAAAUUUAAUAUAUUAAAAUAAAAAUAAAAUCAUUACAAUUUUUAGAUUACUGGAAGCUUGUAAAAUUUUAUGUUUUGAUCCCAAUUUUAAACCAGUUGUAUUAAAGCGGAAUGAAGUAUCAGAGAUAUUACUUCGUCGAAUUGAAAAUGGAAAUUCACUUGAAUUCUCUUAAUAGAAAAAUAAACUGUAUUGCAUGUAAUUAUAAAUUAAAAUAUAAUAUUAUUCUAACACUGAAAUAUCAAAUUAUAUUAAUUUAUUAUACCGUUAAUCUACUAUAAUUUAUUUAGUUAUUGUAAUUUAAAUUAAAUGGACUAAGCCCAAUAUAUGUU